GCAUCAAUUUCACUAGAAAAAAGACAAGAACGAGGAGGAGCUUGCAUAAUUGGUCCGGUGAACUGUUUCUUUUUCUGGGUGUGCUUAGAUUUGGAUAGCAGGUACGUCUGAUUUCUCGAAACCAAUCUUUCUCUGCAUCUUAUGCCAGUUAAAGGUUCCAUCUUUGAAUUCACUUCUUGGGUGAGAUCGAUCUCAAAGCUUAAAUCACACUACUGAGAGGAAAUUUCCCUGGCAGGUAUUUCGAGAUUCAGAAGGUAGACACCUAGGAAUCAUGGAAAUCUUUCAAGUCACCAAUGGAAGAUUGGGGUUCCUAUCCAAAAGAUUCACAACAAUAUUAGUCAUUUGUUUCAUAGCUUUACCAGUUCUAGUCAUGGCUGUAAUGAUGUCUACAAACUCAAAGUUUGAUAUAAGUUCAAUCCUCGGCGUAGAAGUCCAAAAUGCCACAGCAUUAGAUGUGGACUCGAAGCCUACUACUACCAGCAUACCAGAUGACAAGCUGAAUGAUACUCAGGCUCAUGUAUUUGGAAGAGGUUCAGAUUCAGAAUAUGAGUCUUCUCAACUUACCAGCACUCCAGAUAGCAAACUGCUUAAUGGAAGUCUGGCUCCUAGAUUUGGCAAAGCAUCAGAUCCAGAAUACGAGUACUCUCAACCUACCAGCACACCCGAUGACAAACAACUUAGUAAAACUUUAGCAUCCAGUUCAAGUGGAGGAUCAGUUUCAGAAAAUGAUACCUCCCAGUCAACCAGCAUUCACAAUGUCAACUUGCUUAAUGGAACUUUUGCUUCCAGGUUUGGUGAAAGACCAGGUUCAAGAAAUGAUUCGUCUGAAUCUACCAGCAUGGCUAAUGAUAAGUUGCUUGAUGGUUUAAGCCCUCCUGGAUUUGAUGAAAGAUCCUGCCUAAGCAAGUAUGGUUCUGUCCUCUAUCGCAAAAUUUCAUCCCACAAGCCCUCCCCAUUUCUCCUUUCAAAACUGCGAAACUAUGAAAAUCUUCACAAACGCUGUGGGCCCUAUACCGAACCCUACAACAGAACCUUAAAGAUACUGAAAUCUGGCCAUGUAGGUAGUACCACAAUGUGCAAAUACGUUGUAUGGAGACCUGAUAAUGGCUUGGGAAAUAGGAUGGUAAGCAUCGCUUCAUCAUUUCUUUAUGCUCUCCUCACUAACAGAGUCUUGCUUCUUGAUCAUGGGACUGACAUGGCUGAUCUCUUCUGCGAGCCAUUUCCAAAUACUUCAUGGUUAUUACCUAUGGACUUUCCUCUUAGAAACCAAUUUCGAAAUUCUGAGCUGAGAUAUGCUCAUAGUCUGGGAGGCAUGCUAGAAAAAGACCGCAAAAACCUAUUAAUGGGGUCAACUCCACCAUAUCUAUAUCUUACUAUUAAAAAACGUGAUUAUGAUCUAGAUAAAGAAAUUUUCUACUGUGACAAAAACCAAGCUCUUCUUGGAAAAAUCCCUUGGUUGAUUCUGUUAUCAGAGCAAUAUUUUGCCCCUUCAUUCUUCUUGAUUCCAUCUUUCAAGAACGAGGCAACCAAAUUGUUCCCUGAAAAAGAAACUGUUUUCCAUCAUUUGGGUCGAUAUCUUUUCAAUCCCUCAAAUCAAGUAUGGAAGCAGCUAAUCACCAGGUUCUAUGAUGCAAACCUAGCCAAUGCAGAUGAAAGGAUUGGCCUCCAACUAAGGGUAUUCCAUGCUAAUGCUGGUCAAAUUCAAACUGUCGUGGAUCAGUUAUUAGCAUGUACUCUAAAGAAGAAACUUCUACCAGAAAUAGAUACAAGAAAUUCUGUUGCUUCCUCUUCCAACAACUGGACGUCAACAAAAGCUAUUUUGAUAACAUCUUUAUAUCCUGAGUUCUACAAGAAUUUGAGUAAUAGGUAUUUGGUGCACCCAUCUUUGACAGGGGAAGUUUUUGGCGUGUACCAGCCAAGCCAUGAAGGAUAUCAGCACCGAGGAGAUAAUAAGCACAAUAUGAAGGCAUGGGCUGAAAUAUAUCUCCUGAGUUUGUGUGAUGUGUUGGUGACUAGUGCUUGGUCAACCUUUGGCUAUGUGGCGCAAAGUCUUGGAGGUUUGAAACCAUGGAUUUUGCAUAAGCCGGGGCAUGGAGUUUAUCUUCCUUGUAAACGAGCCACGUCUAUGGAGCCUUGUUUCCAUUAUCCUUUCAGUUAUGAUUGCAAGUCAAAGAACAAAGUUGAUGCUGGUAGUCUUGUUCCUUACAUAAGGCAAUGUGAGGAUAGAGAGUUGGGGAUCAAGUUGUUUGAUGAUGAACAAUCGUAGUAUAAUUUUCUGGAAAUAGUAUAUCGCAUCUUGAUUUAUUUUAGCCUGCACAGAUAGUGUAGCAGUAGAAGUUUGAAAAUUUGGAAUUUGCAGUGGGCUGUCAUCUUGUGAAUUUGAAGCAUAUUAGCAC
This is a messenger RNA of Manihot esculenta (cassava), 2396 nucleotides long. RefSeq names its product galactoside 2-alpha-L-fucosyltransferase. Gene Ontology annotation, molecular function: galactoside 2-alpha-L-fucosyltransferase activity. The transcript is spliced from 6 exons. Gene Ontology annotation, cellular component: Golgi apparatus; membrane. Lineage: Eukaryota; Viridiplantae; Streptophyta; Magnoliopsida; Malpighiales; Euphorbiaceae. Bases 272 to 2266 code for a protein of 664 amino acids. Gene Ontology annotation, biological process: xyloglucan biosynthetic process; cell wall biogenesis. The record is from RefSeq and is a predicted model, not a curated record.